Molecule: messenger RNA, 1363 nt
Organism: Lentinula edodes (shiitake mushroom)
Lineage: Eukaryota; Fungi; Basidiomycota; Agaricomycetes; Agaricales; Omphalotaceae
Product: autophagocytosis associated protein
Exons: 7
Coding region: 84-1199 (371 amino acids)
Biological process (GO): nucleophagy; autophagy of mitochondrion; autophagosome assembly
Cellular component (GO): cytosol; cytoplasmic ubiquitin ligase complex
Molecular function (GO): Atg8-family ligase activity
Source: RefSeq, a predicted model, not a curated record
AUGUAGUAAAUUUACGGGAGCCCUCCCCACGUGUGAUCGAUUGAACUUCAACUUCCUCUCUCUAACCACUAACCUUUUUGACUAUGCACGCCAUACAACAACAAUACUGGAGCAUUCGUGAUUAUCUGAGCCCAGUCCUCAAGGAGAGCAAAUUCAAAGAACACGGACGGAUUACACCAGAGGAAUUCGUUGCUGCAGGGGACUUUCUUGCGUACAAGUUUCCUGUAUGGACUUGGGAGAAGGGAGAUUCCUCCAAAGCUCGAGAUUAUCUUCCAGCCGAUAAACAAUACCUAGUCACCCGCGGCGUUCCCUGUCUCCGUCGUGCUACAUCUCUGGCGUAUACCGACGCAGACGAAGACGCCGAGCGUUUACUCAACUUUGGUGACUCCUCAGCAGGCGGAGAUGGUGACGAGUGGGUCGAGACACACGCUGGACGCAAACCAAAUUUAGAUUCAGCAGCGAAUCCAGGAGAGAUCGCCGAUAUUCCUGAUGAUAACGCGCAAGAUGAUGACCUUGCUUCGGGAGUGGGAAAUAUGUCGUUGGGCAAUGUACCGGCGAUGUCUGAAAUCCCGGAUAUUGACGAGAUACCUGAUAUGGAGGAAGAAGAUCUUGAGGAAGGAGAUGCCGCUACUGCUCCAGUUAAGGCUACACCAAACGUGAUUGACCCCAGUCAAGUCGAAGUAGCGACGGGGAACUUACUUCAAGUUCGAACCUACGAUGUCAUGAUCACAUACGACAAGUAUUAUCAAACCCCCCGAAUCUGGCUACAAGGUUACGAUGAGAACCGAACCCCAUUGACACCCUCUCAAAUCUUCCAAGACGUCUCAGCAGAUCAUGCCCUCAAAACCGUCACUAUUGAACCUUUCCCUCAUUCCUCCUCCCUCCAGGCAGCUUCGGUCCACCCAUGCAAACACGCGAGCGUGAUGAAGAAAGUCAUCGAGCGUAUGAAUAACAGCGUAGUGGCCGAGCAGCUUGCGCAGCAAAAAAUUCCAAAGGAAAAGAAGAAAUGGCCUUUCGGUAGAAAGACCAGUGGCACUGGGAAGGACGAUAAGAACGCUGCCGCCGCCGCCGCUGCUGCUGUUGCUGGGGACGAUGAAGAGGUAGAGGGAAUGAGAGUUGAUUUUUACUUGGUUGUUUUCCUCAAGUUCAUUGCCUCGAUUGUGCCUACUAUCGAGGUCGACUCUACAACAUCCUUCUAGUGGAAUUUCAGAAGCAGGAAGAUUUUUACAGGAACGUUGAUACCCUGAUAUAUGUAUAUUUCCAUCGAUAGUCUCGUAUAGAAUUCGAGAAUGUAUGUCUUAGUACUCCGAUCGAUAUAUAUGAAGAAAGGAAUGAAAUCUGUUAAUGUACAAGUUUUGACGGC